Molecule: messenger RNA, 1151 nt
Organism: Pseudoliparis swirei
Lineage: Eukaryota; Metazoa; Chordata; Actinopteri; Perciformes; Liparidae
Gene: acot8
Product: acyl-CoA thioesterase 8
Exons: 6
Coding region: 1-987 (328 amino acids)
Biological process (GO): acyl-CoA metabolic process; fatty acid catabolic process
Cellular component (GO): peroxisomal matrix
Molecular function (GO): fatty acyl-CoA hydrolase activity
Source: RefSeq, a predicted model, not a curated record
AUGGCGGAGAGGGAAGCAGGUGAUAGCGACAAGACCACGAAAUCACCUGAAGAUGAGAACUCGGAGGCUAAUGUAUUGCUGCAGACCCAGGACCUUAAAAGCAUCCUGGUCACCAGCGUUUUAAACUUGGAAGAGCUGGACGUCGACCUGUACAGAGGGACGCACCACUGGGUGCCCCGCAGUCAGCGUUUGUUUGGAGGUCAAAUAGUGGGUCAGGCCCUCGUAGCCGCCGCCAAAUCUGUCGGCGACAACCUCUUUGCCCAUUCUCUCCACUGCUACUUUGUACGAGCAGGGGAUCCGACGGUUCCAGUGCUGUACCAGGUGGAACGCACGAGAGACGGCCGCAGUUUCGCCGUGCGCUCCGUGAAGGCCAUCCAGCAUGGGCAGCCUAUCCUGACGUGCCAGGCCUCCUUCCACAUGCUGCAGCAGAGUCCCGUGCAGCACCAGUUCACCAUGCCGUCGGUCCCGCAGCCGGAAGACCUCCUCACGGUGGAGGAGCUCAUUCAUCUCUAUCUCAGUAAACCAGACCUGGCAGAGGCGUCGAAGCAAGGCCUGAACAAAUUGCUGGCCAACGAGGUCCCCAUCGAGUUUAAGCCCGUCAACCCGCCGUCCUUCUACGGACGCACUGCGAGCGAGCCGAAGAAGCUGUUCUGGGUGCGAGCGCGGGGACACAUCGGUGAGGGCAACAUGAAGCUGCACUGCUGCGUCGCCGCUUAUGUGUCCGACUUUGCAUUUCUGGACACGGCGCUGCUGCCCUAUCCCGACUACAGGGCCCACUUCUCGGCCUCCCUGGACCACGCCAUGUGGUUCCACAACACUUUCCGCACAGAUGAGUGGAUGCUGUAUGAGUGCGAGAGCCCUUGGGCAGGGGGCAGCAGAGGGCUGGUUCAGGGCCGGCUGUGGAGAAGAGACGGGGUGCUGGCUGCCUCGUGUUCCCAGGAGGGGGUCCUUAGAGUGAAGCCAAUCACGAGGUCCAGCAAACUUUAAUCUUUAAACUUUCAUGAGAUUUCUUUUUUCACUCUAAUAAUAUAAAAAUAUUUGUAAAACAAAUGUUUAAAAUGUUUAAUAUAUAACAAAUGCUUAUUUUAUUAGGAACUUGCUCCAAUGUAAUUGUUAUACUAUCAAUAAAGACUGAAAAGAUUUUUAAUGAA